Messenger RNA from Carcharodon carcharias (great white shark), 3554 nucleotides. RefSeq names its product leucine rich repeat containing 17 (gene lrrc17). The coding region runs from base 409 to 1668 and encodes 419 amino acids. Gene Ontology annotation, cellular component: plasma membrane. Lineage: Eukaryota; Metazoa; Chordata; Chondrichthyes; Lamniformes; Lamnidae. The record is from RefSeq and is a predicted model, not a curated record. Gene Ontology annotation, molecular function: protein binding. The transcript has 4 exons.
AUUUUUGUCUGGGGGAAUUAGAUAUUUCUGGCCUGAAAACUAUCAGGAAUUCCGCCAAAAGCCUGAGGAAAUAUUUUUUUAGGCAGUUGGGAUUCUGUAACGCUACACCAGCUCAAUCCCCCUCCCCCUUCCUGCAUUACUCAGUCUUCAGCUCCGCAGGGGGAUUGUAAACCACACAGCUUCCACUAAGAGCAAAACGUUCUGUAGACCAACCUGAGUACAACCUGAAAUGUCCAGGUAGACGAGCUUGUGGCAGCCCUUCCCUGUGGCAAGACUUUUUGCGAGGAACAACUGCUUAAGUCAGUCCAAAACCAAAAUCACUUGAGGCCACCUUAGUUUGCAAGUUUCAUUGGAUUCUUGUAUAUUAUCAAGUCAUCACUGAGUUACUGGGACCAUCUGGAUGUCAGGAUGCAAGUGAUAAGAAUUAUUUUGUUGCUACUUCUUUGUAGAGCAGUAGAGUUCAUGAAAACAAGGAAUGGCAGCCAUGGAAAUAGAAUGAGGGACUGUGGCAAGAAAUGUCUCAAAAGGCACUCCACUCACGUCAAAAGAUAUGCUCAGUUCCUUAGCACAAUAUGCAGUGAAAGUCUGCAUGAGAAUGAGAAAAUACUGGAUUGUCAAGAUAAGCGACUCAUUACAAUUCCCCCUAAUUUGCCAAAGGAUGUUGUUCACUUACAAUUAGCAGGAAAUAAGAUCCAUAGUUUGAAGGAUUCGAUGUUUUCAACAUUAAAAAAUUUGAAGAGCCUCGACUUACAACGAAAUGCCAUAGCAAAUAUAGAACCAGGUGCUUUUGAAGGAUUAGAUGAGCUCAAUACUUUAUUGCUUCAAUAUAAUCAAUUACAGUUUUUGUCAGAGGAAGUUUUUAUUCCUAUUCCUAAACUAAAAUACCUGCGUGUCUAUGGCAACCCCUGGAAUUGUAAUUGUUAUCUAGACGAAAUGAUCAGGAAGCUGCAGAUCCCUGGCCAACGAAAUCUAGGCAACCUGGCCAAAUGUAAAGCUCCAAAAAAAUUUGCUGGUCACAAGUUGAAGACAAUCAAUGUGAACUUGCUCUGCCAUGAUGAGGAAAACAGUACAGGCCCUAUACCUUUCCAGAGCACUGCUGAUUCCACAAAAUGCAAUAUCUACCUUUUCCCAAAGUCACGAAUAGAUUGCCAAAAUAAAGACCUGAUGAAAGUUCCAAUCGAUAUUCCUGCUGAAGUUCUGGAAAUUGAUCUCUCCAGAAACAAAAUCAGGCAAUUGAUUGCCAAAAACUUCAUGAAUUUUAAGGAAUUAGAAACAUUAAACCUCAGCAGCAAUGCAAUAGGAUACAUAAAUCCUGCUGCAUUUUCUGGUCUUUUGCGCCUGAAGGAGCUGGAUCUAUCUUCAAAUGUUUUGUACAACUUUGAAUAUGGCGUCUUGGAGCACCUGUAUUUUAUAGAGAGGCUGAUUCUUACUGGAAAUCCAUGGAGGUGUGAUUUUCAAAUCCACUACUUGGCCUACUGGUUGCAGGUUCACUACAGUGUACAGUUUGAAGGCCUUGAGUGCUCAAUGCCGAAUGAAUAUAAGGGCUGGACUGUGCAGAAGUAUAUCAAAAGAUAUUAUGAGGAUUGCCCCAAGGAAAAGACAAUAGAAGAUUUUGACACAUAUGAUUCUGAUAAAUUAGAUGAGGAAGAAAUGAGAAGGAUGCCCUAACUACAUGUAGCAUAAAUAUUCCAUGCUUCCCUUUUAGAUAUGAAAUAGAAUUACACAUAUGAGUACGUAACCAUAUUUCACAUAGACAUUUAAAUAUGUCAGAAUCACUUACCUCUAGCCUGCUUUGGUUAUAUUACAAUAUUGUGGAAAAUGAAAGCUUCAGGUAUAAAUAUUUCAACCUUUUCAAGGAAUUUCACAUGGGUUUUUUUUGUAAGACAGCUGCAUCAUAUUCUUUCUGAGAAAAUUUAUACCCAUAUUUUAUAGCAUAGCUGCACUUUUUAUGAAACCUUUCAAUGUACCUUAUUCUUUGUAAUGAUCUAGAAAACAGGAGCAGUAUCAAAUAAAGAAAAUACCAUCAAAUGACAUCAAGCUUUCUAACCAAUGAGCACCUUGAAUGCCUUAUCAUUUUUGAUACAUUUUAUAUACACUUCCUGACAUAUGUGAUGAAUUGAGAUUAAGCCAUGCAUUGAGAUUUUUUGCAAGACUUUUUUCUUUUUGUUUCCAUAUGAAGAAAAUCCUCAUUUAAUUGCCAUAUCAUCAUCAGUCAUUCCAGUUCUCUUAACCAAAUCUUUCAAUUCUUCAUCUCUGUGACUGUCCCAGCUUUAGUUCUGAUUGCUAUAGCUUAUCUCAUAUUGCCCCAGUAUCAGUCCCAUGUAGCCUGUCAGCCAAAAUGAAACAAGUGUUUACCUAUACUUCCUAAGUAUCAGACAAGCUAUAAAAAAGCUGAAUAGAAAAUUUUCCAUUGAUAAUAAACGUGGUAAUCACCAUUGCUAAUUUGGCUCAAAUACUGCAUAGUGUUUGGAAUCAUAAGUGGAAUCAUGAGAGCAAAACUCACAGUCACCAAUAAGCUGUGUGAAGGAAAUAAAGGCCAAAAGAUGUUUUAGAUAAAAAGUUACAAGGAUCACAUUUCAAACUUUGUUGUAAUCAAUGGAAAUGUUCAGCAGCUAACAAAUUGGCAUGUUAUACCCUUGCAGCUAAACGUCCUAUUGUGAGAGUGCAUUGUAUUGUUCUUCUUAGUGUCCUGAAUUGAGUGGAAUGUCUUGCAUUUUAACAAUGGUUAACAAUCAGUCCUGCUAAGGUCUCAAAAAUAAUUGUUCAAAUUCCAUUGUUCCAUUCUCUAAUAGGCCUUCAUAUAUAACUCUUCAUUCACUCUCACUCUGCAACCUGUAACUAUUCUGGCUUGACUGAAUGGCCAUAGGAAUUGUGUAUGCUGCCCUAGUGGCCAGCACAAGUGUGUGAGUCCUUUACAGUUCCAAAGCAAGUCCCAAUAUUACAUUGCCUCCUAUUUCUCUCCAUUUUUGAUGUUGAACUCAUUCUAUUCUACUGUGAUCCUGAUAUUUAGCUUCUUUCCCCAUCGGUGAGAUAUCACUUUGAGGGAAUUGAUCUGCUUCAUUUCCACCUUAGGUCAGUUUACCCCUCUUUACACAACUGUUCACUCUGGAUUUGCCAGGAUCACCAAAUCAAUAUCAGUAUGGUGCAGAUACUUGUUGCAGAGUCCACUCAACUGCCAUGUUAAUUUAAUUUGUUUUAGUUUCACCAGCUUACUUCACCUCAAACAUUUAAAUUUAGCUUCAAGUAAUUUUUCUAUUAAAACAUAUUAGAGGUAAUUUUAAUACUUUCUGUCUGACAAAAAUGAGCAAUGAAAAAUCAGAAGUGGACUCAUCGCCCUCACUUCCUGCUCACCACCACAUUGCUAAUGGAGUUUUUACAUAUGCAUAGCCAUUCUGUUCUGUUAACUGAAACUUAAUUUGUUUAUUACAAAUUUUUGCAUUGUUUUGGAUUUUUAUCUUUGUUGUUUUUAUUUCAUCUAAUUUAAUGUUUUAUUCAAUUUUUCACUUUUUAAAGUUUCGCAAAUGUUUUGUUAUAAUAAAAAAGCAUUAAAGUGU